This is a messenger RNA of Ogataea angusta, 609 nucleotides long. RefSeq lists its product as uncharacterized. Lineage: Eukaryota; Fungi; Ascomycota; Pichiomycetes; Pichiales; Pichiaceae. The record is from RefSeq and is a predicted model, not a curated record. The coding region runs from base 1 to 609 and encodes 202 amino acids. The transcript has a single exon.
AUGGUUUUGAAUCCCUUGAGAGGAUACCAUAAGGAAGGAAGACCUAGGUCUUCAAGCUCAAUCACCUCCACUCUCAAUAGACUUCAAAGCCGCAUGUCAUCUCCAACAAGGUCGAAGUCGCCCAAAAAAAUCAAAACUGCUUUUGACAACUUAUCUGAUAUCGGUUCUGCGGCACCGUCUCCCAAGUUGAAGGAAGAGCCGACAAACUUUGGCUCUACAAACGAAUAUGGAAGCCAGCGAGGUUCCUUGUGUAGUAUGGUAUCUCACGUGGAGAAUAUGAUACCAAUUUCCAUAAGCCCAGAUCCGUUGGCAAACGAUCCACCUCAGCAUAAGGACUCAGAAAAUUGCCCUUCAUUCAGAAACAUUCUGGUUGUUGAUUCCCUCAGAUCUUAUUUAACGUCAGGGCCUACAGACGAAGAAACUAGGCCGAUCUUGCCUGUCUGUGAGGCGGAUUGUGCCUCCGAUACCAGAAAUCCCAAGCCCAGAUACCACCAGUACCUUAGAGGUCUAAAGGGGUUCAUUUCCAGCAACAGGUUUGCCUUCGGCUUAGUUGGUUUUGGAUUCCUUAUUGUUUCAACCCUUAUACUCGUAUUCAGAGUUUGGGUAUAA